AUGGCAUUCCAAGCACUGCGAUCCGCCAACCUCAAAGCCGUGAGCUCCCUGAGAGCUCCCGCCAUGACACGCACGCUGGCAUACACGGCGAGCACACGUUUCGCUUACAAGGACGACCAAGAUCGUAAUACUCUCAAGCCCGGCAGCACAGAGGGCACCAAGUCGGGACGGGACCAAGACGUAGCAGAAGAUUCGGAGGCGUUCAACCCCUCCACAACCCGGCCCGAGACGGAACGGGAAUCAGGCGGUUCGGAUCUCGAAGUCUCGGGCGCGAACCAGGGUAUGUCGAAACCGCAGGGUGAUUCUCCGGGCGCCAAGGGUGGCGCAGGAAAAGAGACGAGAAAGGGAGGCAAGAGCGGCGGCGGGAGCAGCCCCAAGGCUGGCAACGUCUGA
This is a messenger RNA of Colletotrichum truncatum, 393 nucleotides long. RefSeq lists its product as uncharacterized. The record is from RefSeq and is a predicted model, not a curated record. Lineage: Eukaryota; Fungi; Ascomycota; Sordariomycetes; Glomerellales; Glomerellaceae.